GAUAUUUGUACGGUCGAAGUCAGCUUGAAAAGCAAUUCCGAAUAUGAAUUAUCCCGCAAGUUCAUUAAAGAUCAUUUGAUGCUAGAUGAUUCCAUCUUUAGUCAUAUGGAUAAUUAUUAUUAUUUAGAAAAUUACUGUCAUAUUGAAAGGCAUGGUGAACAUCGAUAUUUGCGACCAUCAAAAUGCUCCAAAUUUGUUCUAGCGCAAGGAAAACAUCUAUUUUACAAUUACCAAUGGAAUUACAGUUACCAUGGAACUUUCACGGAGAACGUCAAGAUCAUUAAGUUUGGUUUAAAGAAGCCUGCGGGCAAUGAUAUAGUUAAAUCGAAACAUGGAACGGUAUAUGGCGAGGGGAUUUAUACCUCCAAAAUUCUCAACAAUAUGCGCCAACCGUAA
This is a messenger RNA of Funneliformis mosseae, 396 nucleotides long. NCBI's taxonomy places the organism in Eukaryota, Fungi, Glomeromycota, Glomeromycetes, Glomerales, Glomeraceae. The record is from the annotation of a GenBank genome assembly.